CAUUUUUCAAUUGGCCUCUCCAUGUAACCUUUCUCUACAAAUCAUAUAUGUAUUACCAUUAUUGCAAUAUCUGUAUCACGUUUUGCUCAUUACUUUCUUGUAAACUAAUUCCACAUGUUAAUGGUCAUCCACCUAAACCUAACAAUUAUUAACGUUGCUAUUUUUAUAUCAUAAUAUCUGUUUCCACUAAGCCGUGGUCCUAUAUGAAGACACACUUUCUUGUAAACUAAAAUCAGAGUCCAAGAAAGAGAAGAUGGCUGAAUCUGAUGAGAAACCCAACCAAUUAGAGGAAAGCAAGAAGGAGGAGGCUGCUCCAGCUGCGGGUGAUGGAGAGAGUCAAGAAUUGGAGAGCCUAGAAAAAAUGGUGAUGGAAGAGCUUAACACUGACAAAGAUAAAGAGGCCAUUGACAAAGCCAAGACUGCCGUUGCAUCUUUGGCUCAUGGAUUCGCUCAAUCUGCAAGGGGUUUGGCCAGUAAAGUAGAGACAUGGUCCUCUGUACUACAGAAGCAAACGUCAGAUGGGACUGAGACAUUGCCUACGUCAGACAAAUAUGUUGGGGAGUCAUCAGCAUCAGACGCAAACACAGAUAAUGCUAACAAUCACGAACAAGCAUCUACUACCACGGAUGAGAAACAGCCACUUGUUGGAAUGACUUCAUGGUUGAACUGCUGUGGUUUACUUGAAGUUCUUGCAAAACCAUCGGAUAAAUAAUCAUUGGUAAUUGGCAUAUAUAAAGUUGUUUCUUUGUUUUUUCCUCAGAUUAUUAUAAUAAGCAAUUGUUGUAUUACUUACGGAAGGAAAGCACUGGUAGAAGAUUAUUGUAAAUUGGUUCUUAAUUGGAGAGGUUGCAGAGCUGAUGCUGAGUUAUCUUAGUAUAUUAGAUAACAUGUUCUUUUUCAACUACUGUACUGAAGUUGUAAUGUGCUUUUGAGUGAGGCUGUUUUUCUGUUCAUUUCUGUUUCAUGUUUAUCUUCUUAUGAUUUCGAUUGAAGAAUGAGUAUUCUGAGUUUUUGAGUACUA
Capsicum annuum is the source of this 1021-nucleotide messenger RNA. RefSeq lists its product as uncharacterized. NCBI's taxonomy places the organism in Eukaryota, Viridiplantae, Streptophyta, Magnoliopsida, Solanales, Solanaceae. The transcript is spliced from 2 exons. The record is from RefSeq and is a predicted model, not a curated record. The coding region runs from base 254 to 712 and encodes 152 amino acids.